AUGUUUUCUUUCAUAAGCGCUCCGGCUGACACUUUUAUUGACCUGUCGAAUUGGGGCAAAGGUGUAGCAUGGUUGAACGGCUUCAACCUGGGAAGGUAUUGGAGUACUGCCGGUCCACAGAUGUACCUUUACGUGCCAGCUCCUCUGCUGUCGAGCGGAAAGAAUACAUUGGUUUUCUUGGAGCUGGAGAAGCUUUCAAGCGACUGCGCAUCUGGUGGAACUCCUUGCACUAUCAAUCUUUUGGAUCAUCCUUUGAAUUAUAAAUGA
This is a messenger RNA of Strongylus vulgaris, 267 nucleotides long. The record is from the annotation of a GenBank genome assembly. NCBI's taxonomy places the organism in Eukaryota, Metazoa, Nematoda, Chromadorea, Rhabditida, Strongylidae.